AUGACAGCAGUGUUUUGUCACUGCAUGGAUGAGUGCAGCAUCAUGGUAGAAGAAACGGGAGGAGGAAGCGGCUGCGCUCACCGACUCGACUCCGCCAACAGGGAUGCAGCGAGGGCGCAGCGCAGCCUGAAAAUGGCACCGCCACGCGUACUGUGGAUCUAUCCAUCCAUCUCUCUCCUGUGGUCCCUGCUCCUUUUCCACGCGUUGUCACCGUGCAGAGCCUUACGGAAUUACCCGGACAAUGAAGUUACUCUGCUGGACUCCAUGUCUGCUUUGGCCGACCUCGGCUGGGAGGCUUACCCAAACGAAGGGUGGGAGGAGAUUAGUGUGAUGGAUGAGAGGAACACCCCGAUGAGGACCUACCAGGUGUGCAAUGUAAUGGAAGCCAAUCAAAACAACUGGCUGCGGACUCGGCACAUCAGUCGGGAAGGAGCACAGCGUGUCUACAUUGAGAUCAAGUUCACCCUAAGAGACUGUAACAGCUUGCCGGGGGUGCCCGGCACCUGCAAAGAGACUUUCAACAUGUUCUACUAUGAGUCCAACAAUGCCAAUCUUUGGUUCAUCAAGGAGAGCCAAUACGUCAAGAUUGACACUAUUGCUGCAGAUGAGAGUUUUACACAGGUGGAUGUCGGGGACCGUGUCAUGAAGCUGAACACGGAGGUGCGAGACAUCAGCAAUUUGAGUAAAAAGGGUUUCUACCUGGCCUUCCAGGACCUGGGCGCCUGUAUCGCUCUGGUGUCAGUCAGGGUCUUCUACAAGAAAUGUCCCCUGACUGUGCUUAACUUGGCUCAGUUCCCCGACACAAUAACAGGGGGAGACACAGCACUGGUUGAGGUCCACGGUGCGUGUGUGAAUGCCUCGGAGGAGUUCGAAGCUCCCAAGAUGUACUGCAGCGCAGAUGGAGGCUGGCUGGUUCCCAUUGGGAGGUGUGUGUGCAAACCUGGCUUCGAGGAGAACAAGGACGUCUGCCAACGUGAGUUGAGAGGGCCUGCUACAGUUACAGAAUAA
Menidia menidia (Atlantic silverside) is the source of this 1008-nucleotide messenger RNA. NCBI's taxonomy places the organism in Eukaryota, Metazoa, Chordata, Actinopteri, Atheriniformes, Atherinopsidae. The record is from the annotation of a GenBank genome assembly.